This is a messenger RNA of Saccoglossus kowalevskii, 1521 nucleotides long. Its product is annotated as monocarboxylate transporter 12-like. The record is from RefSeq and is a predicted model, not a curated record. Lineage: Eukaryota; Metazoa; Hemichordata; Enteropneusta; Harrimaniidae.
AUGAAGUAUGUUAGUGUGGAAGACGGGGGCUGUUAUGGUUGGCUUGUAGUUUUAGCUAGCCAUAUUAUUCUGAUGUUGAUGGCAGGGUGUCAGUGUAGUAUGGGAGUAUUCCUAGUACUGUUUAUGGAUUAUUUUGGAGAAGGUGUUGGAAAGACUGUUAUUGCACAGUCUGUGCAAGCUGGGUUAAUGUUGUUUACAGGUCCGCUGAUUAGCAUUUUAAAUAAUAAAUAUGGAACCAGACCAUUAGUUGUUAUUGGUGGAGUAUUAUCCAGUACUGGUAUAUUCUUAAGUGCAUUUGUAAGCAGUGUGAAUGCACUAGUUAUAACUUAUGGAGUUAUAGUUGGAUUGGCUUAUGGUUUGGUUUUUGGACCGGGUAUAGUGAUUGUGGGAAGAUAUUUCCACAAACGACAUGCAUUCGCCAAUGGAAUUGUCUAUGCUGGUUAUGGUGUAGGUAUAAUGAUAUUUCCACCACUUUGUCAAAAAUUAAUCGACACAUAUGGAUGGAGAGGAUCAUUGAUCGUCAUGGCAGGAAUUAAUAUGCAUAUUGUUGCAUGUGCAAUGAUAUUGAAAAAACCAACAUAUAAUAGAUGCGAUGAACAGAAUACCACAAGAGAUAUUGAACCAUGGCCAGCCACCGAAAAUGAAGGUGUGCAACCAGCGUUAGUCAAUAAAUUACAUGUGGAUGACACUAAUGCGCUAUAUGGUCCUGCCACACAACAAAACGGUGACCACGAUAUUACUGGUUGCAACGACAAUGACACCUCAGAUGACAUUAAGUUAAUGAAUAUUACUUACACACAACGUGUGAAAAUGUUAAUGCACAGAAUGGCUUCCGAUCUUUCGUUAUACUUAUUCUGGAAAUCCUGGUUUCGAACCAUGUGUCUUGUUGUACUACUUGUUGCAGUCAGUCAACUUAUUAUAAUGGUUCAUUUAGUUAACAGAGCAGUAUCUGAUGGAAUAGCAGCAAUCGAUUCUGCGUUUCUAUUGACAAUUAUCGGGAUAUGUGAAUUAAUAGGAAGAGCAACCCACGGCUUGUUAAUUGAUUUGACUAGAUUUUCUCCAAUGUUUAUUGCUGCCUGUUCGUGUGUUGUAUGUGGAAUAUCGAUAAUUCUUCUUCUUUUUGCAAAUAGCAACUAUGUAGUAUAUGCUAUCAUAGCAGCAGUAUACGGCCUAUUUGACGGUGUUUUUGUGCCGCUAGUGGGAGCUGUGUCUAUAAAGGCAUGUAUUGGGAGAGAACACGUGUCAAGUGCAUUUGGUUGGUUUUUAUUUCAUGUUGGUAUUGGGUAUACAAUUGGACCGCCUAUUGCGGGUUGGAUAUACGACUAUUCAUUGGACUAUGACAUGUCUUUUGUCUUCGCUGGAUGCAUAAUGAUUUUAGCAGCUUUAAUCAUAUUUGUACAAAUUAUCUACAAAGAGUACCAAUCGAAACGCAGUGACAAGAACUGUAAGAACAAAUUUAUUUCCAAUCGAGAUGUACAGAAAUACGAUUACCGUGACGUCUAUUGUGAGACAUCUGUGUGA